AUGCCCGGCUCGACGAGGGCGCGGUCGGCGCGGGCGGCGGCGAGCAGUUCUCCGAGCAGGCGGCCGCGGUCGCCCGCCGCCGCGCCGUCGACUGGCGCGUCUCGCCGGCCCCAGCGGGCCAGAGCCCAGGAGGAGCCACGGGGCCGCCGCCGUUCGCCCCGUCGCCAGAGGCGGAGGGCAUCGCGGCGCCCGCGGCUCUCGAGGCGCGGCGGGGUGCCGCACGGGAGCCUGGCGCAGCGGCUGGGAGGCUGCUGCUUAAGGCUCUCACCGCUUGGCGGGCGGGGGCGCUGUACGAGCAGCGGCUGGCCGCAGAGGGGCGGCGGGCGGCGGAGGCGGAAGGUCGGCUGCGGCGCCGAGCGUUCGCGGAGAUCGAGGCCGACAUCGAGCGGCUACGACGCACUGUGCUCCGCGCCUGGAGGCUGGCGGCGUCGUGCGGCCGCCCCGCUUCCCAGGCGGGGAGCCAGGACCGAGGCGCUGCGCCGCGCAGUGCUGGCGGAGGAGCGUGAGGCAGCCCGGGCCCGCCAGGUGGCCCACCACGCUGCACGGCGGCACUUGACCGCCGCCAUGGUCGGUUGGAAGGCGGCAUUACAGCUGCAGCGGCGUGAGGCCACCCACCGACAGCGGACACUGCACGCCGAGGUCGAGUUCGCGACGAAACUCCACAAGGUCAAGACAGAAGGCGCCAAGCUGGCGGACGACCUCCGCGGGCAGAGGCGUGCCCACGGCGUCGCUGCGAUCCACGCCAGCAUGGACCGCUGCAUGCAGGCGGUGGUGCACGCCUGGUCUGCGACCACGCGGGAGCAGCAGCGCGAGGCCGCCUACCAGCGUCAGCUGGACAUCGCGGCCGCCGAGGCGGCCGCGGGCUGCGCCGUGUUGCGCAUGGAGGGCAGACGCAACGCGCUCGACCUCAGGAGGAAGUGGCGUGCGGAGGCCCAGCGUGUCGAGGCCGCCAGGGCGCAGAACUGGCGCCUCGCCGUCCUAACGGCCUGGGCCAGCCUGGGCAGGGCCGCCCGCCGCGAGCUACUCGUGGCCCAGCUGGCGGCCUCGCGCGCGACGGUGGGCAGGCAGGCGUGGCAGGUGGGCCGGUGGCAAGAGGCAUUCUGCAACUCCAAGCAGCGGGCGCGCCGCGCCCGCUGCAUCGGCGAGGCCUUCCUCGCCUGGUCCCUCGCGGUCUCACUGGGCGGCAUCGGCGCUGCGGCUGGCGACGCCGCAGUGGAGACGGCCCCCGCCGCAGCCGUCGCAGACAAGGCGGCCCCCGCAGCGGCGGCUGCCACCGCAGCCGUUGCUGGUGGCAUCGUCAGCGAAGCCGACAGCGUCUCGCAGGUCUGA
Molecule: messenger RNA, 1329 nt
Organism: Prorocentrum cordatum
Lineage: Eukaryota; Dinophyceae; Prorocentrales; Prorocentraceae
Source: the annotation of a GenBank genome assembly